CGUCGGCGGACGGACACAGUUGCUUUUCGAGAAAAACAAAACAAACCAGCUUUCUAUAUUUAGCUACAUGUAGUGUUACCUAAACAUUAAGGUAGCUGUACUUAUAGAGCGAAGGGUUGAUUUACUAUUAGCUAACAAUAGUAGCGUAGCAAACAGGAUUAGCAAUCAAUUUCUCGGAAUAGCUUUAGAGUUUUCUUUAGCGAGACAGCUAACAUUAGAGGCUAGUCACUCCACGGUAUAAAUUCUGCUAGCUGUCGUAAACCGCACUGGCAACUGUUAUCUACCGUUAGCUGAGCUAGCUACGUGUUGACAGGUCGCAAACCGUAACAUUGUUCAGGACAUAAACAUCAGAGCUUGGGCGUACCUUCUUAAAAUUAGGUAACGUUAACGGACACGCACGCUCCUGCCAGAAUACUCUACUGAACGUUAGCUUGUAGCUAGGCUACACCGGAACCAUUUGGGCUAAUAAAGCAACAUUGGAAAGUAGAAUGUGACAACAACGGGUAUGGCUCGGUGCCACCCAGUGUAGCUGCUGCUUUGGCAGUGAAGUCAUGAAAGGUGUGAGGUGUCCGUUGACCAGGAGAACCCUGCCCACUCUCUCUUUGUAGCGCUGGAAACGUCUGUUCGUGGAAUAUCUCGUCUUCUUCACCUGCAACAUGCCUGGAUUGGUGGCGUUCGGUCGGCGGUGGGGCAUCGCCAGCGACGACCUUGUUUUCCCCGGCUCUUUUGAGCUGUUCAUCCGUGUACUUUGGUGGAUUGGCACUUUGAUCUUAUACACUCAUCACAAGGGUGAUUUUGAUUGUAAUGGGAGAAUUCUUCAUAGCUACCUGGUUGGACUACUGGUUGUGCUUGGUCUCAUCAUCCUGACAUUAUCUGCUAUUGUCUAUGUCAGUGCUCAAGGUACCAUUACUAACCCCGGCCCACGGCGCUCUAUCCCUGCGCUGGUGUACCUGCGAGCUCUGCUGUACAUUCCUGAGCUGGUGUGGGCCUGUCUGGGAGCUGUGUGGGUCUCUGAUGACAGCAAAGGGUGCGACCCUGCCACAGUGGGUGCUGUCAUCGCAGCAGUGGUUGCCAGCUGGAUCAUCCUGCUCUUUACGGCGCUGGGCGUGGUGUUUGUGUUUGACCCUAUGGGAAACCCUCGCCCUCAGCCUGCAGCCAUGGAGCCACUGGGAGUACGAGAGGAGGGCGUCCAGUUGUUCUCCACAGCUCGCUCCCUGGCUGUGAAGGUGUGGGAGAGCAGGCUGCGGCUCCUGUGCUGUUGUCUGCCGCAGGAUGAAAGCCACCGAGCGGCGUUCUCCAGCAUCGCACAGCUCGUCAGCGGCUUCUUCUCUGAUACAGACCUUGUCCCCAGUGACAUAGCAGCUGGUCUGGCUCUGCUGUCCCAGGAGCAGGAUAAGAUGGAGCGGAGCAGAGACCCAGACGACGUGGUCUCUCACAGUCCUUCCUCUCCUAUUGGAGAGGAUCUGGAGACAGAGCUGGAGAAAGCAGCUCACUGUAUGCAGUUUGCUGCAGCAGCGUAUGGAUGGCCUCUCUACAUCUACUCCAACCCCCUGACUGGACCCUGCAAGCUCAGCGGAGACUGCUGUAGGAGCCGAGCAGCUGAGUACGACAUCGUUGGAGGAGACCACCUGGGCUGUCACUUCUCCUCCAUCCUGCAGAGCACUGGUUUACAGUACAGAGACUUCAUCUACGUCAGCUUCCACAACCAGAUCUAUGAGAUCCCGUUCUUCGUGGCUCUGGACCAUAAGAGAGAAGCUGUUCUGGUGGCUGUGAGAGGAACUCUGUCACUGAGGGACGUCCUCACAGACCUGUCUGCUGAGUGUGAGAACCUGCCUAUAGAGGGCGUGUGUGGAGCCUGCUACGGUCACAAGGGCAUGUGUCAGGCUGCAGGCUACAUCUACAAGAAGCUGGUGAACGACGGGAUCCUGAACCAGGCCUUCUCCGUGGCUCCGGAGUAUAAACUGGUCAUCACUGGUCACAGUCUGGGCGCGGGCACAGCGUCACUGCUGGCCAUCCUCCUGCGGAACUCCUUCCCCACCCUGCAGUGCUACGCCUUCUCUCCACCAGGGGGACUCCUGAGUAAAGCCUUGGCUGAUUACUCCAAGGACUUUGUGCUCUCUGUGGUUCUGGGGAAGGAUCUGGUUCCCAGACUGAGCAUUCCCAACAUGGAGGACCUGAAGAGACGGAUUCUCAAGAUAGUCUCAAACUGCAACAAGCCCAAAUACCGCAUCCUGCUGCAGGGCUGCUGGUACGAGCUGUUCGGAGGAGACCCAGACGACUUCCCCACCGAGAUGGAGAACAGGAGGGAGGAGGAGCUCAGCCAGCCGCUGCUGGGGGAGGAGUCACUGAUCAUUCGCCACUCGUCAUCCUAUCAGAGCCUGGCGUCAGAUGACUCACCUGCCCACAAGGCAGCCCACUUACCGCUGUUCCUGCCUGGACGCAUUCUGUAUAUCACAGAAGACGGACCGUCACGGAGACCCUGUUUCUCUCAGGUCCGGUACCGGGCGGAGUGGUCCAGUGAAGAGGCGUUCAGGAGCGUCCUGAUCAGUCCCAGCAUGCUCGCGGAUCACAUGCCUGACAUUGUGCUCGGAGCGCUCACCGAUCUGACCAGAGACAAGCCGUUCUCCCUGUGCACGCCGACCCUGAACAGCAGCUAGCACAGUGUUAUCUGAAGUGUCCCACACAGACUGAACGAUCAUCAUCUGUCUUUAUGUGAACACCUGAUCCAGGACUGUCCGAGCUGCUGCACCUGGACUGUAACCCUCUUCAUACACACUUUGACUUGAUUGUAAUGGAAACAUGAGACGGUAGAUUAAUCUGUUGUAUCUCAGUGAAUGAACCUGUUCAUAGAAACACGUUGGACUGCGCUUUAAAUUAUUUAAUUUAAAUAAUUUGUUUUAUUUCAGCUCCAUGAGCACUUUCUUUAUGCCAUGAUCUUUGAAUGUGCGUUGUGUACAAUAUUUGACAGUGCUGCAGUUAAACUGUGAUGUCACUGUUCUACCCCCCCCCUCCUGGUCACUCAGUGCCCCCUCUGGUCUUCCCUAUCUGAGAAGACAAUGAGCAGCAGGAUGAACCAGGAAGUGAUGUAGACUAAAACAUAACAUUAUCAUUGUAUCGUGACUGUGGUUGGUGUGUGUUGUGUUGUGUUUAAUGUCUUGAGUCAGGGUGAAUAGUGCCUACGCUUCAGAGAAACACACCUGCUCUACGGAGAGACAGCGGAGAGUCGUGCAGUGUGAGCUCCUCAACAUGACAGGCCGACAGGUACAUUUACCUGUACAGUGAGUGGGAACCUGUUUACUCUCCAUGAGGUGAUGUGUUAAAGUUUGAAUCAGCUGAUGCCUGAAUAGCUAAAGCAUUAGACUCAAAUAAAAGCUUUUUCUGAA
Seriola dumerili (greater amberjack) is the source of this 3383-nucleotide messenger RNA. It is a transcript of the gene daglb, whose product is annotated as diacylglycerol lipase beta. Bases 657 to 2657 code for a protein of 666 amino acids. The record is from RefSeq and is a predicted model, not a curated record. Lineage: Eukaryota; Metazoa; Chordata; Actinopteri; Carangiformes; Carangidae. Gene Ontology annotation, biological process: lipid metabolic process. The transcript has 15 exons.